Tachysurus vachellii is the source of this 990-nucleotide messenger RNA. Its product is annotated as trace amine-associated receptor 13c-like. Gene Ontology annotation, molecular function: trace-amine receptor activity. Gene Ontology annotation, cellular component: membrane. Gene Ontology annotation, biological process: G protein-coupled receptor signaling pathway. The record is from RefSeq and is a predicted model, not a curated record. The transcript has a single exon. Bases 1 to 990 code for a protein of 329 amino acids. NCBI's taxonomy places the organism in Eukaryota, Metazoa, Chordata, Actinopteri, Siluriformes, Bagridae.
AUGAACCUGAUGGAGUUUAAUCAGUCUGAUCGAUGUGAUCAGUUCUCCUGUCCAGAGAGAUCUGUAUCUCCUGCAGUUUAUAUCUUACUGUACGUGUGUUCAGCUGCUGUGGUUCUGCUAACAGUGUGUGGAAAUCUGCUCAUCAUCAUCUCUGUUCUUCACUUCAAGCAGCUUCACACACCAACAAACAUGCUGCUGCUCUCUCUGGCUGUGUCGGAUUUCCUUAUUGGAGCUUUAGUGAUGCCAUCGAUGUUAAUCUGGAUGAUCGAGUCAUGCUGGAUCUUAGGGAUAGAUUUCUGCAUCUGUGUAAUGAUGAUUGGAUAUUUUCUUACAAGCUUAUCCAUAUAUCAUAUUGUUCUGAUUGCUGUGGAUCGAUAUUUGGCUCUCUCAAACCCUUUUCUAUACACCAACAAAAUCUCUGUGAGAACAAUGUGCACUGUGGUUUUUUCUAACUGGUUUGUUUCUAUGGUAUAUAAUUUAGUGCUUCAGUAUUUCAACAGGAAUAUCAUAAAUAUUGCAGUCUGCCCCGGAGAGUGUUUUGUUGUUCUAAAUGAUCUUUUAUCUGCUAUUGAUCUUGUAGUUACAUUUAUAUUUCCACUUUCUGUCAUAAUCAUAUUGUAUACUCGAAUUUUUAUGAUUGCUAAGAAACAUGCCACUGCUAUCAGAGAGCUUAAUAAUCACACACGGCCUAAAACACAGAAAAUCACCUCAUACUCCAUGAAAUCUGAGAGAAAAGCAGCUAAAGUCCUCAGUAUUUUAGUGUCUGUGUUUCUAGUGUGUUUACUUCCAUAUUUUAUUUACAGUUUAUUAGGGAAUGUUAUUGAAUGUGAGUUAGCAUCUUUUCAAAAAGUCAUGUUUGUGCUUUAUCUAAAUUCCACCAUGAAUCCAGUUAUUUAUGCUCUAUUUUACCCAUGGUUCAGGAGGUGUGUUAAAUUAAUCAUAAAUCUGCAAAUAUUCAAAUCAGACUCUGCAUUAAUACAAGUUGUAUAA